GGGUGGAGCUAAGCAUGAGGAUUCGGCCUGGACUUGUCCCUUUGUUGGGUGUUUGUAUCGGGAAGUAAAUCCGACAUGGUCCAUGAGAAUCUGGCGACCCGUCUGAACGACAGGGAGUAUAAGAACUGGCUGAAGGCUGGACGGUGUCUGGUCAUCCUCAAGGAUGGGCUGCAUCCCUUCAUCGCCCACAACAUGAGAGCUUUCCACGGAGAUCUGCUCAAUCAAAACCCUCUGCUACGGAAACCAUGUCAGACUUCAUGCAGACCCAGAGGGAAUAAGCUUUCCUCACCCUGCCAGGUGUGUUCAGAGUGGCAGACAGAGAUCCUGAGACACCACAGACAGCCGGGUGCCACAGUGAACUGGGACAACUGUUUCCCUCCCAACUGGAGGACUGACCACUGGGAACUGGCCAAGGUCUACAUGCCACGAGGUCAGGGGAAACUGAAGAGUGCACAUCAAUAUGAUGCCUCAGCUCUGCUCAACCUAAUCAACUACUGCGACUGUUUCUGCGACGUGGAUCCAAAAUUUGUGAGAGAGGUCAUCCGUUUUAGGAACGAGUUGAUGCACUCCUGUGAGUUGUGUGUGACGGACGAAUGGAUGAGGCAAUACCAGACCGCAGUGAAAAAUCUUGUGAAGCAGUUGAGCCACAUCCCAGAGAUGGCAACAGUUGGACGACAGAUUGAGGAGAUGCUGACCCUUGAUUUGUCAAUAUGUGUCUCUGGUUUGGACCGAAUUGACUCUGCUGGCCUGGAUGGAUUAGAGUUGGAUUCUGUCAGCCAAUGGGAGACGAGCGCCGACUUAAUCAGCCAAUGGGAGACUGAGCUGCUAAAAGAGAGUCUGCAGGAGUUACUGCAUGGUGCUGAUGAUGAUACAAAGACGCAGGACGCUGAGCAGCUGAAGAGGCUGGGUGGUUUCCUGCAGGCCAACAGAGAUCUGGGCGAGAGGUUUUCUGCAGAGCUUCAAGCCAUCAACUCACUGGAGGCCAGAGACUAAGGAGGAGGAGGAGGUGGUAAAAAAGAGGGGCUUAUUGUGCAUUAUGUCUUUAUAUUUACUAUUUGAUUGAUUCAGGGUUUCAGCUACCAUUACCAAAGGCACCCCAACAAUUCUCCUCUGCUCUCUGUAUCGCGCACGGUGAGGUUGCGCCCCGAUGUGCGUGCACACACACACACAGGUGAGCACAUUUCCACCAGCAGACAGAGAGCGUGUGUCAGGCAUCUCAGAGAUGGCUGUUAGCCUAGCACCUGCUAAUGUGUGCUCACUUUUUUUUCUCUGAUUACCUAAAAUCCAGAUGUUCAGGAGGUUUUUACUAGGGGAAAUUAUCUACAUAGGUCUCCUCAUCCUCGUCCUCCUCGUUUUAUGUUGAAAAAAAAAAAAAAGCGUUUUUCUGAUACUGCUCAUCGCGGAGGGGCUGAUAACACAAAUGGCCCUAUCUGGAGCCUUUGUUUUGGUUUGUCCACUCUGGGCUACUGUAGAAACAUAGUGGUGCAUCAUGACAAGUUGUGCUGUAACAUAGUAAUAAUACUUUGUUACAAUACUGAGGUCUUUUUUGGAAGUAUCUGGCCGCUGCAGGUGUGAAUGUGAGCGUGAAUGGUUGUCUCAGCCCUGUGAUAGUCUGGUGACCUGUCAAGGGUUUAUCCUGCCCCUUGCCCAAUGUCAGCUGGGAUAGGCUUCAACCCCACUGUGACCCUCAAGAGGAUACGUGAAAUGAAUGGAGGAUUGAAUCUGUACUUUACUUGAGUAUUCAUAUUUCUGUCAACUGUCACAAUUUUCUAAAUAAAAUCUUCUCCAGUUUUA
Messenger RNA from Epinephelus moara (kelp grouper), 1794 nucleotides. RefSeq lists its product as uncharacterized. The record is from RefSeq and is a predicted model, not a curated record. The transcript is spliced from 6 exons. Bases 76 to 993 code for a protein of 305 amino acids. Lineage: Eukaryota; Metazoa; Chordata; Actinopteri; Perciformes; Serranidae.